Messenger RNA from Pararge aegeria (speckled wood butterfly), 549 nucleotides. Its product is annotated as 5-hydroxytryptamine receptor 2A-like. Gene Ontology annotation, biological process: adenylate cyclase-activating adrenergic receptor signaling pathway. The transcript is spliced from 2 exons. Gene Ontology annotation, cellular component: membrane. Bases 1 to 549 code for a protein of 182 amino acids. Lineage: Eukaryota; Metazoa; Arthropoda; Insecta; Lepidoptera; Nymphalidae. Gene Ontology annotation, molecular function: dopamine neurotransmitter receptor activity, coupled via Gi/Go; G protein-coupled receptor activity. The record is from RefSeq and is a predicted model, not a curated record.
AUGAUAUAUACCACAAGAGUACCUUACAAUCACAAUGUAGCGUUCACAUCUACAUAUCUAUAUCCUUCAAAAAGACCACCCGAUAACAUAACCGAAAAAAUAUUUAAAGUGAGAAAUUCGGCCAAAGGAUUGGUUAAUUUUAGUGAUGUUAAAAAUGAAACCAAAGAUACCAGUGAUUUGUUGAUGCUUGUUGAUGAUUUUAGUGACUACUUUUAUGGAAAUGCAAGCCAUGAUGUGUUUACUGUUCACAAUAAUUCACUAGAUAUAUUCAAUGAAGUGCUGAAUUGUACUUUUAACGGUACAUUUAAUGUUUCGUGCUUUGGCCGAUUCGAUAACGGUCCGGUGUACAACUUUUGGGCUUUACUUUUGUUAAUAUUUCCGUUCUUCACGUUGUUUGGGAACGUUUUAGUGAUAAUGAGUGUGGUGAGGGAGCGGGCGCUACAAACUGUGACAAAUUACUUUAUAGUGAGUUUGGCAGUCGCUGAUUUGCUGGUGGCAGUGGUGGUGAUGCCGUUUGGAGUUUAUUAUUUGGUAAAGAGACUCGCUUAA